UGAAAAACUAUUAUCUAUCAAUCAUUUCCCUUCCACCAAAAUAAUAAAAAAGUUUUUUAUUAUACCAUAAGCUUUUGUUAUGUAAAAAGCUUAUAGACUUUAUUGUAUUUAAUAACAAUGCAAGAAUUGUGGAAGAAAGCCGCACGAAAAAUUGAUAAUAACAAUAAAUUUGUUCAUAUUGUUGAGAAAAUUCAAGAACAUGUGGCAAGUAAAGAGCAAGCAGAUACAGAUACUGAUACCGGAUUUAACUAUAUUAUAAAGCGGUCAACAUUUGCACCAAUAUGCUUUGGAUCAAAACAAGAACGAGCUACUCUCCCCUUAUCUGGACCUGGUUUAUCAUCGUUUAUGGCAAGAUCCAUAACUUCAGAACAAUUUCCAGCAUUGGCGCCCAAUAUUUAUGAAAUCAAAGGACGAGAUUGGUCACAUGAAGUGUUGAAUAAGAAAAGGAGCGUGAAAGGAUUGAUUGGAGAAGAGCCACGUUUUCGGGAGAUAUUCAAAAAUAUUGCACCACCUAGUUCCAAAUAUAAUAUACGUGUAUUUCCAAAGAAAACUAAACGCAACAAAGUACCAUUUAAGCAAUCAGCUAAAAGAUUUCCACCUCCGAUAUCCAAAGAUAGUCCAGGGCCAGGUAGUUAUGAGAUAUCAAAAAAACGAAAAAUUCCAUUUAUUCAAACUUUUGGAGGUUCAGCUUCGCUAAGACCUGCAAUACCCAUUGAAUGCGUACCAGUGAAUUUACAUACUUGUGAAAUGUGUCAUUUAACGCCACUUAUUGAUUUUUGGCAUAAAAAUUACACAACUUUUAUGUGUGUUCAAUGUUACAGUGAGGAAUUUGAGGAACACAGUAAAUACACAACAAAACAACUUCGAGAAUUCAAGUUAAUGCGAGAUUGCUCAUUUAUGCAUGACCAUCAAGGUACCAACACAUACAUAACAACCCUGCCAGCAAAGUAUAUAAAGAAGAAACUUCUAAUUGAAACAUAUUUAAGUCAGUACUUUGAUGAAUUCAUACCGCAACCAGUUCAUGAUCUACCUGUACAAUUAGUAAAUGUUUCGAAACCUGAUACAAUCAAUUUCAAAGAUACAACUCAAUUCUAUACACAAUUUAAGCAAUAUUUAAUGCGUAUAGCUACACGUAAAGCAAGUAAGCGAAGUCUAUUGGUUCGUAAUGAUAACGAUUCGAUAGACGAACUUUAUUAA
This is a messenger RNA of Chrysoperla carnea, 1197 nucleotides long. RefSeq lists its product as uncharacterized. Gene Ontology annotation, biological process: regulation of cell projection organization. The transcript is spliced from 5 exons. The record is from RefSeq and is a predicted model, not a curated record. Gene Ontology annotation, molecular function: cytoskeletal protein binding. Lineage: Eukaryota; Metazoa; Arthropoda; Insecta; Neuroptera; Chrysopidae. Gene Ontology annotation, cellular component: ciliary basal body. Bases 118 to 1197 code for a protein of 359 amino acids.